AUGUCAGGGGCAAAUUCGACGACGACGAUGCAAGAGGCCGAGCCAGCGUGCGGGGGAUGCGGUCGAACACUGGAGAGUGCGUCUGGUGGAGUUGUAGUUGCGUUUGGAAAUGCACUGUGGCAUGUGGAGUGUUUCCGGUGUGCGAAAUGCCAGAACACGGUGAGCGCAGACACCAACUUGCUCCUCCUCGCCGAUGGCUCCCCGGUCUGCCAGGCAUGUUCCUAUUCUUGCCAUGUCUGCCAUAACCCUAUAUUAGACGAGGCCAUUAUGACUGGAGACGACUCGUACCAUGCAUCCUGCUUCAAGUGCCGUACGUGCUCGCGCCGCAUUGAGGAACUUGUGUUUGCAAAGACUAGCCAGGGCAUAUACUGCAUGGCCUGCCACAACGACCGCGUUGCUCGCUCCAGGAGACAUGCAGACAAGAAGCGAUCCCGCACCAAGUCACGCAAGGAAGAUUCAGCCCCGCAAUCCCGCGCAACUGACUUUGCACCAUCCCCUGCUCCCCAUUCCCUCGCUGCUCCCCACGACCUCGGCAAGCGCCGCAAAUCCUACGAUGAUGGCGUGCGACCGCUCUCUGCUAUGUUUGCUCCCCCUCCUCCCCGUUCCUUUGCAGCACAACAGGCCGCACUUCCCGGCUCCUCGGUGUCCACCCCUGGCGGCCUAAGUCCGAGUCUAGAAGUACCUCACUUGAAUGCUGACAAACGCGGCUCUAUCCGCCCAAGGGGGAAUAGUACUGGCGCAGAGACUGGCAGACUAUCGCCAUACUCGACCGAGGGCUUAGGCACCAGCUCGAGAGCCCCAUCACCUUCAUUAUCUCUUAGAGACGAAUAUCUCCGUGGGCGUAAUCACAAUGGGGCAGAUCCUACCCGAGGGCGCGAUACCUCCCAAGCACGCGAUCGAUCGACUCAUGGGCGGGAUGCUUCGUCCGUUAGAUCCCACCGUCCCUAUGAAGACCACGGAGAGAUCACGAUGAUGCUUGAAGAACCGACCUUUGUCCUCGAACCCAGUCUUAACGUGCGCGGGUCGCAUCCGGAAGAAGCUGUCGACGACGAAGAGUUCGAUGGCAUGGGAAUCCAAGGGCGGGGCAUCAUCGACGAACGGAGCAGAAGUCCCAGCUUUGUCAACAGUCCUACUACCAGUAUGCGCGGUCCUAGUCCAGCUCCGAUCAUCACCAAGAGCGCGAGCCAAGGUAUAUCGACUUCCACAACCAAGAGUCCUGCGAUCUCCAAGAGUGCCAGUCAGGGAGCAACUGCUGGCCCUGGAUGGAAACCAAACGGCAGCUAUGCACCUUCUACCACCACUAACGGCGUGUUUUCACCAUCGGGUUAUAUCCCUUCACCAGGCGCAAGCAGCUACACGGCUUCGCCCAUCACCUUUGCCCCGCCCGGAAUAACAGCUACUUUCCACCCGCCAACGGCAAUAGCAACGGUAGGACAACACCCAGUAAUAACGGCCGCGCCACACCCACAACCCAAGGUUCGGUCCAAUUCCCGGGCGGCGCCGUCACCGACACUCCGACGCCGAGGCGAAACAGGGAAAGCGUUCCCCCACCGGCCGUUCCGCCUAAAGAACACCACCCACAUCAGCACAGUAUGCUCGGCCGGGAGCGGAAGUCUUGCGUCGACAACUGGGAACAACAGCUUUGCAUCAACCAAUUCGGCGACCACACCCACUCGCCGUCCAGCGGCCCGCUCGUCCUCAUCCUCGUCGUCUUCCCCCGCCGUAGAGAAUAGCUCCAAAUAUUCACCCGUGAUUGAAAGUACGGCGACGUACGGCGCAAUGCAGCUUCCUCCAAUGCGAUUCUCGCUUUCCGACACGGACUUUGCAGACUUGCUCAAGGGUGUCGGGUUUGAUGCUGGUGGAGCACGGAACCGAUUGAGUUUGAUUGGUUUGGGGAGGACGAGUUUGGACGGGGCCGUGAGGCCUGUGAUGGGAGAUGACAAGGUCAAGGAGCAAGGCGGUGAGGGCGAGGACAAGGAUAAGGAUAGCAGGCCUCGUGGUGAAGACAAUUCUCGCGUGGAAGACAGGAACAAGGAAAAAGAGAGAUCUCGAUCUGAGUCUCGCUCGGAGGACAAGUCUCAAGUCUUUACGGAUGAGAGAUCGCAUUCUCGCGCAGACGACAAACCACGCGACCGCCGACAGAGCGAAUCGUCCAAACUGAGCCGCCCGAGCGUGGACAGCGUUCGUCCAACGACGCCUGCCCCGCGUCCGUCCAUCUCUUCAACCGACGCGACGUUUGUUUCUGUUCCUGAUGGAGGGGCGAGCACGGCAGGUCCAGGUCUGGACGAAGAUGAUUUCGGACAAAGUACACCUAUCAUUCGGACCACGCUUGCGCCUCCUACCACAUCCGCCGCAGCUGCUCGCGAUCGCGCAGACUCGGCCGCGGCGGACAAUGUUCUCAAACGGCUAAAGGAGAUCAGCGAGAAUGCGCAAGAACGGGGAAGUACGACCGUCAAGAUCAACCUAGAGUUUUUGGAAGCGAUAAGCAAGGCUGUUGUUGGCAGCAAGGAGCAGUACCGAGAUUUGAAGGGCAAGUACGACGGAAUGAAGCGCACGAGUCAGCAAUUCAUCGACGGACUCUCGGUCGCUCAGAGCGAAUACGACAAGGAGCUCGCAGCACGUCGCGAAGCCGAGGCAGAAGUCACCCGUCUACGCGUGCAGCUCCAAGGUCAAGCCGCACGACUCACUGCGCUCACGGCCGAGACGCGCAUCAAGGAAGUCGGAGAACAGCAAUUGGCCGAUGCAAAUAACGCGAUCCGGAACUUGCUGAGGGACUUGUCCAAGCUGAAGACCGAGCGGGACAUGGUCGUUGCUGAGAUUGACGAGCUGGGCAAAAAAACGUUCACUUCAUCGGGCGAAGGCUGGGAAUCCCUCGAAGCUCGACUUGAAAAUCUCAGAAAACAGUACCGGAAAGAUCUCGAAGGGCUUAAACUCCAACGGGAGGGUCUAUUCAAGGAGAUAACUGAGCUCAAAGAACACCGUGAUAUCUUUUUGGAGGAGACGACCGCGCUCAAUGCGCGCAACGAAGAGCUGGCCGAGUUGAAUGCGCAGAUUCAGAGACAGGUCGAGCAGCAGCUUGGAGGCCGACCUUCGAUGCCCAGGAUGGACAGCAAGUUUGGAGUCAAGAGUCGCCAGGGUACAGGUGGUAUGAACGGAAAUGGGAUUCCGAACGCAAGCGUCUCGUCGAUGGGUACGGCUGCUACGGGUAGUACCGUCUCGAUUCCUGAAGACCGGGAUCGCGAGCGGGAUAGUCGUGAGGAUGUCAAGCGCACCCAUGAGAACACAACUGCUUCUUCAAGUGCCAAAGGCGGGUUCAAAUGGCUCAAGGGCAAACCUGGUCAAGGAUCCAAAUCGGCUGCUGCGAGCGCAAACGCCCAAGCCGAUCGGCCCAAAGGGUUCAAGGAACAUAAUUUGUCCAACAGAGCGUGCUGCGAUUCGCAAGGUGCGAUCAGUGCGGGGAUAAGAUGUGGGGCAUGCAGAUGCGGUGUAGCCGGGGAGGGGGCAGAUUGCAAUUUCGCGUGCCAUCAGAGGUGUACGUACCUCGUCAAGUCGUCGUGCCAGAGUGGAUCCACACCCGCUGAGGAACCUGUGGUUGAUAUCUCACCGCUUCCACCGAGCAUGUUUGGUCGCGAUCUUGUUGAGCAGAUACACUCUGAUGCCAGGGUGGACCCUGGACGUAUGGUUCCCUUCAUCGUGGACAAGUCCAUGGACUAUGAGGGCAUUUACCGCAAAACGGGCGGAACGAGUCAAUCCAAGGCUAUUGUUCAACUAUUCGAAAAGGGCGACUAUGCGUUCGAUCUGGAGGAUACCGAUGCGUUCAACGACAUUUCGAGUAUCACUUCAGUGUUGAAGAGCUAUUUCCGCCAAUUGCCGGUCCCACUCUUGACGUUUGCAUUGCAUGAGCAGUUUGUUGAGGCUGCUGGAAUUCGUGAUACCGCGGCAAAGCACGAGGCUCUGGUUAGCCUUGUGCGACAACUCCCGCCGGAACAUUAUCACACUCUGAGGUAUCUCAUGUUGCAUCUCAGUCGCGUCAAGGAUUGUAGCGACGAGAAUCUGAUGAGUGCACGUAACAUUGGCGUCGUGUUUGGACCCACACUUAUGCGCUCAUCUGACCCCGCUCGGGAGUUUGGUGAUAUGGCUGGCAAAGCUCUCACCGUCGAAUGGCUAGUUGACAAUGCACCUACUGUAUUCAGCGACCCAUCAUCAUAA
Molecule: messenger RNA, 4209 nt
Organism: Rhizoctonia solani
Lineage: Eukaryota; Fungi; Basidiomycota; Agaricomycetes; Cantharellales; Ceratobasidiaceae
Product: Rho-type GTPase-activating protein 4
Exons: 13
Coding region: 1-4209 (1402 amino acids)
Biological process (GO): signal transduction; regulation of GTPase activity
Cellular component (GO): cytoplasm
Source: RefSeq, a predicted model, not a curated record